Molecule: messenger RNA, 1738 nt
Organism: Anguilla anguilla (European eel)
Lineage: Eukaryota; Metazoa; Chordata; Actinopteri; Anguilliformes; Anguillidae
Gene: cbln20
Product: cerebellin 20
Exons: 4
Coding region: 257-928 (223 amino acids)
Molecular function (GO): protein binding
Source: RefSeq, a predicted model, not a curated record
ACACACACACACUGAUAAUGCGGGAACAACAGCUUGCAGGUAAAUGCCAUGGGGUGUUGUUAUCUUGGGUUAUGGGAAUUCUUCAUUAUAGCAGGAACACAAUAGCUGUCCCACAUAGCCCUGCUGCAACAAAGCCAGCAUCCCUCCUCCCCGCUCGCACACAGUGGGAGGUGGGGUCUCCCCUUCGACUUUAUAGGAACUCCUGGAGACACAAGCCAAUCUAUCCUGCUGUCUGCCACAUCUCUGCUCUACCAAAAUGAGAGGACUCCUGUUGCUGUGCCUGUUUGGGACUGUGUUGGGAAACUACUCUUGGAAUGGCCCUGGGCAGGAGGUGCCGACCAAACCCACUUCAGACAACGUGUGCCUGACGGACACGGCGUCCUGCGGCUGCUGUCUCAUGCAGAAGCAGAUGCAUCGCAUGGAGGGGUACUUCAACAUGUCCCUGGAUGAGCUUCAGCGCAAAGUGAACAGGGCGCAGGCCGCGCUCAACAACGUCCGCUCUAGCCGAAGUGCCUUCUCAGUGGCUCUGACGGACACCCGCAGGUGCGUAGGCCCGAACCGAGGGGGUUCUCCAAUUGUGUACGAGUACGUUUUCCUCAACCUGGGCGACAACUACAACCGCGUAGACGGUGUGUUCACCGCCCCGCGCGCGGGCGUCUACAGCCUGGCCCUCACCGUGUACAGCGACAGCGGCGCGCCCGGCAGCCUUCUGAUGGCCUGUGCCAACCUGCGGGUGAACGGCGCGGACGUGGCCAAACUCAACGACGACAACGACGAGGACCAGGAGGACAGCGCCACCGCCGUGCUGGCCCUGCAGCUGGCCGCCGGCGACAGGGUGUCCGUGUACCUGCCGGCCGGCUGCUCCCUCUGCGACAACGCGAGCCACUACAACACCUUCAGCGGCUUCCUGCUGUACGCCACCGACUGAGCGCCGCCCCUCCCCCCGGCACCCCUCUGACCCCUGACCCCAUGACCCCUGACCCCUCGCUUGGUGUAAUUUAGGGCUCACUCACCCUGGGCCUGAAGGGUUGCCACGUCUGUAGCCGACCGUCUCAAACUCCGAAUGCCCACCACAGCAGAUGAAUCCUCUCUCCGUGCAUGCUGGGAGAGCUGGUGCCAGGGCCAGAUGGUACCUUGGAGGACCACCACUGAGUGUCUCCUCACUUCCACCUGGCCCACAGCCACCAUCAUCGUCUUCCAGUCUCCUGUUAACCCCUCCCAAACUGUCCAGUGGCCCACGCAGUCCAAUACCCAGAUCGACUGCGCUGCAUUCAUUCAACGCUACUCGCGGUCCUGUCUCUAAACGGGGCAAGCCAUCCACUGUAAACCCCCGUAAAGCUGGGUGAUUAUGCAACAUUAAUGAAAAAUAAACAAGACUGAUGAUGUAAUUUGGCUUGUCCCUUUGUGUGCUUUGCACUUAUAUGAUGUCAUUUGCAUAGACACACUCACUUUUGUAAGCUCAGAUGCAAGAAGGGCAUAUCAAAGGGUUGCCACUGGAUUCACAGACUCACAUAAAUUGUAAUUGCAGAAAUUUUCCUUGUGUACAAGCUUCAAGUGUCAUUUUUUUCAGGAAUUUAAAUUCUAAAGAAGGGGCUGCACAUGUGUUUUGCAAAUUGUAAAAACAGACCUUAAGUCAUAAGAAAUUAAAUCCUUUAAUCACAGAAAGAAAAGCCUCUUUGUCUGUUUCUCUGUAACCACUGAUUCCUUCUUUUGAACCAAUCAAUAAAUUUGCCUUCGU